UCAUGCAAUUUACUCGCUCAAAUAGCAAUCCUCUUCGUCUUCACGUUCUCUCUUCUCUUCACAUUUAGCCCUCCGUUUUCUGCCACCAGUUACCGUUAGGUUUCCGUCCGCCCCCCUUUCCUUCCUUCAUUCAUCUCCGUCAAUCGGCCAAUUUCUCAAAUCCUUCAAAAAAAUUCUGCAUGGUGGGAUUCGUUUCCAGGUUAUAGAAUUGUUGCCUGAUUCAAUUUCGGUGAAUUUGAUUUUUUAUUUUCAUUUUAUUCGAAUAUUCUUCUGAGGGGUAGGUGUGGGGAUAUCGGGAUCUUGUAACGGUGGUGGCUAUCGUUCUCUUGUGACCGGAUCCAUUUUUGCUUCUUUUGAGGGGGUAGCCGGGGCUCCGGCCUCGGCGGGUGGUAAAGCCCCCAUCUGAUACAACAUCAUUCAAUUUUCCGAUUUUUGUUAUACCUAAUACUUUUUAGAGAUUUCAAUUCUUUGAUUCUUUUGUUUCUCCCCCAACCCAUCAAAAAGCAUAAUCAGAUCCUAGAUCCGGAGCGAAGAUGCCUGCCCUAUCUUGCUGCGUUGACGCCGCCGUUCCGCCGCCUAGCCCCUACGCCUUCGCCGGCUGGGAUACCACCCUCCCCGCUCCUCUAUCGCCAACAACCGCCGUUAACGGCGCCGCCUGGUCACCCGACCACUCGGCGUUGCUGUACCGCGUGGACGGUUGGGGCGCGCCUUACUUCACCGUUAACUCUAACGGCAACGUUGCCGUCCGUCCUUACGGCGCCGAUACCCUGGCCCACGAGGAAAUCGAUCUGCUCAAGGUCGUGAAAAAGGCGUCCGAUCCGAAAACUUCGGGCGGGCUCGGGCUUCAGCUCCCCCUCGUUGUCCGGUUCCCUGACGUCCUAAAAAACCGGCUCGAGUCACUCCAAUCCUCCUUCGAAUUCGCCGUUCAAAGCCAAGGGUACCAGUCUCACUACCAGGGCGUUUACCCAGUGAAGUGCAACCAGGACAAAUUCGUGGUGGAGGACAUCGUGAAAUUCGGGUCGGGCUUCCGGUUCGGGCUGGAAGCCGGAUCCAAACCCGAACUCCUCCUAGCCAUGAGCUGCCUCUGCAACGGCAGCCCCGACGCCCUUCUGAUAUGCAACGGAUUCAAAGAUGUGGAAUACAUAUCCCUCGCUUUAGUCGCGAGAAAGCUACAGCUGAACACCGUCAUUGUUCUCGAGCAAGAGGAGGAGCUCGACAUCGUCAUCAACGUCAGCGAGAAGCUCGGUAUCCGGCCGGUUAUCGGCCUCCGUGCAAAGCUGAGGACCAAGCACUCCGGCCACUUCGGUUCGACUUCCGGCGAAAAGGGCAAAUUCGGCCUCACAACAAUGCAGAUCCUCCGCGUUGUCAAGAAACUGCAGCAAUACGAAAUGCUCGACUGCCUCCAGCUCCUCCAUUUCCACAUCGGAUCUCAAAUCCCGUCGACUUCUCUGUUAGCCGACGGUGUAUCCGAAGCAGCCCAGAUCUAUUCUGAACUAGUCCGCCUUGGUGCUGGUAUGAGAGUCAUUGACAUUGGCGGUGGACUUGGAAUCGAUUACGAUGGAUCAAAAUCUCAAGAUUCCGAUGUGUCCGUUGCGUAUACUCUCCAAGAGUAUGCUUCUGCUGUUGUCGAAUCAAUUCGAUUGGUCUGCGAUCGUAAAGGAGUGAGCCAUCCUAUAAUCUGCAGUGAAAGCGGCCGUGCGAUUGUUUCGCACCACUCCAUUUUAGUGUUCCAAGCUGUUUCUGCAAGCUCCCAUGAUUCUUCUCCACCUGCUCUAUCCGUUGGCCUUCAGUAUUUCGUCGAACAAUUGGCGGACGAAGCUUUAAUCGAUUACCAGAAUUUGUCCGCAGCUGCUAUUCGUGGCGAACACGAAACGUGUUUGCUGUAUGCAGAUAAGCUGAAGCAGCGAUGCGUUGAACAGUUCAAAGAAGGGUCUCUAGGAAUCGAACAGCUUGCCGCAGUUGAUGACCUUUGUGAGGUGGUGUCGAAAGCAGUCGGUGUACCUGAUCCAAUUCACACUUAUCAUGUGAAUGUAUCCGUUUUCACUUCGAUCCCCGAUUUUUGGGGUAUUCAGCAGCUUUUUCCGAUUCUACCCAUCCACAGGCUCGACGAAACCCCUUCGGUUAGGGGUAUUUUGUCCGACUUGACUUGCGACAGUGACGGGAAAAUAGAUAAGUUCAUCGGUGGAGAAUCGAGCUUGCCCCUGCAUAAAUUGGAAGGCAAUGGUGGCGGUGAGUGUGCGCCGUAUUAUCUGGGGAUGUUCUUGGGAGGUGCGUACGAGGAGGCGUUGGGUGGGGUCCACAAUUUGUUCGGUGGGCCGAGUGUUGUUAGGGUUUCACAGAGCGACGGGCCCCACAGCUUUGCGGUGACUAGGGCUAUGCCCGGCCCGUCUUGUGGGGAUGUGUUGAGGGUGAUGCACCACGAGCCGGAGCUCAUGUUUCAGACGCUCAAGCAUCGGGUGGAGGAAUAUGCUGAUGAUGGUGAUGUUAAGAGCAAUGUGUCGAUUAUUAAUGGCCUUGCUUCUUGUUUUAAUAAUAUGCCUUACUUGGCGGCGGCGGAAACUUGCCGCCUGACUACUGCUGGCAGCGGCGGUGGCGGCGGCAACUAUUGCGAUGAUGACAGCAUUGCGUCGUCUGAUGGUGCUGAGGAUGAGCAGUGGUCGUAUCUGCAGUGGAUCUAAGUUCGUGGAUCGUUGAUGAGGUGUCUUUUAUUAUUAUUAUAAUAAUCAUAAUUAAUAUGUUGUUUAAUUUUCGACUAUGUUGUUUAAUUUUCGUAUUAUUAUUAUUAUUAUUAAUGAUGAACAAAAAAAUUGUAGGAAGCAAGUAGUUUUGAGUGGUGUCUUUCUUUUUAGUAUUGUGUGGAGAAAGUAGGGCUGCUUGCUUAAUCAGUCAAGUUGUUGCUCGAAAUUCAUGCUUGCUUUGUGUAAUUGUAUUUUUCAAUGCCCAUCUUAUUUGACUUAUUUAGACUUUUUGUUUUA
Molecule: messenger RNA, 2975 nt
Organism: Erythranthe guttata (spotted monkey flower)
Lineage: Eukaryota; Viridiplantae; Streptophyta; Magnoliopsida; Lamiales; Phrymaceae
Product: arginine decarboxylase
Biological process (GO): spermidine biosynthetic process; L-arginine catabolic process
Molecular function (GO): arginine decarboxylase activity
Source: RefSeq, a predicted model, not a curated record